Molecule: messenger RNA, 3285 nt
Organism: Yarrowia lipolytica CLIB122
Lineage: Eukaryota; Fungi; Ascomycota; Dipodascomycetes; Dipodascales
Biological process (GO): regulation of DNA-templated transcription
Molecular function (GO): DNA-binding transcription factor activity, RNA polymerase II-specific; zinc ion binding
Source: RefSeq, a predicted model, not a curated record
AUGUCCGGGUCGGAACCCGUGUCGCCGAAAAGAGAAGAUGCUAGCGAUGAGCUGGGCGUCGCCAGCGCCUCCAUCAAAAAAUCCACCCGUCCGGUCGCCAAGGCCGCUUGUCUGAGCUGCCGCGAGCGAAAAAUCAGAUGCGAGGGCGUCCAGGACUGCUCGUACUGUAAGCAGAUGAAGUUGCCAUGCGUGUUCGUCAAGAGCCAUCGUGGCGGCCGUCGUCGACGUAAAGAUGAUGCCGGCUCCAGCUCCAAGGUCGAUACCCCUCCAGUCUCACAUCAGCAGCUGCAGCACCAGCAACAUCAGCAACCGCCCCCACAGCCGCCAUUACUACAGCACCAACAGCCCCCACCACCUCCACCACAGGCGGCAAACACCCAUUACCAGAGCCAGAGUCAUAGCCAACAUCACCAGAUGUACGAUGAGGGCCCAGGCUACUUUUAUCCGGGUUCUCCAGGUUAUGACCAUACGCAGCACCUCCAAGCUCAGCCUGGACCUCUUCAUAGCCACCAGUCUGGACCCCCCCAACAGCAUGCUCCCCCUCAUGGACCGGCUCACCCUCCUCCUCAUGGGCAGCCGCACCAACCACACCACCCUGCACAUGGCCCAUCCGCCCACACACAACACAUUUCGCCCAAUGUGCAGUCGGUUUCUCCCCACGACUCUCACAGCUCGCAUGGCCCUUCACCAGACAUGCACGUUCACCAGCCACAAAAACCAAGUCCAACCUACUUGAAGCCGGAUUCUGGCCACCAGAACCAGGCACACCGAUCCCCCAACCACGUCUCUCCAAACCAUCCGGUCCACAACAACCAUGUCUCUCCUCAUCAUGUUUCGCCACACAACACUGUGUCUCCCCACCACCAGGUGCCUUCCCACAAUGUUUCUCCUAACCAGCAACCUCAUCACGCAACAAAUGGGACAACAUUUACAACUCCCGCUCCUCCAACAGCGCCCCCAACGGCUCCUCCACAAGCAUACAAGAGACCUGUGGACGCCCAGGGAGAGCAGCGGUCGAGUAAAAAGCAAAAAACACGCAUCGUGGGCAAAUUCACGGAAAAACGGGGUCUGUUCACUCCACCAGAAAACACAAACCAGGUGAUUGAGUCGAUUUUCAAGGCGCUCAAUCAUAUCCAGUCGCAAAUCACAGACCUGAAACGAGACCAAGCUAUGAACGCAGCCUACAGAUCAUACUCGCGUGAACAGGGAUAUGAGUCGUCGCCAGAAGUGGAACAUCAGUCUUCAACAAGUAGCAGCACUCGGCGUAAAGAUGCGACUUCCAGCUCGAAAAUCAAAUUCACAUUCACUAGCGAAGACUUGAUAUCACUGGACUUGCCCUGCAUCGAUGUCAUUAAUCUCUUUAUUGACCUCUACUACGAGUAUUUCCACCCUAACCAUCCGUUCCUGCUGCCUAAACGGAUCUUUCUGCGAAACUUCUCUCCCAGAACAGACGUGUCUGUGCUCCAUGCCAUGUUUGCGGUAUCGUGUAGAUUCGCUUCUCUGAACAUGGACGCCAUUGAACAAGAGGCCAGCAGACAGCUGGUCCCUUACCUGCUAGAUCCACAAUACUGGAUUUCUCGAAUGCAAAAACACCAGGCUACUCUGUCGUCAGUUGAGCAUGUUAAGUGCAUGCUUCUUUCUGGCCACGCUCUGUUCUUCUCUGGACAUGCUGAGAAGGGCCGAAACUUCAUCCAGUCCGCCUAUCAACUCAUCAAAAUGCACAAACUGGAGAUGCUGCAUUCUGCCAACCCGGAUGGUAUCAACACAGAGAUGACUGCUCUUCGAAUCGCCAAUUCUCAGCAGCUUCUGAUGCGUGAAUCGCUAAUUCGAACGCUUUGGGAGUUAUGGGAGAUCCGAGUCAUGGUGGCUACCUUCCUCAACCGACCUGAUGAAAUUCCAGAGUUCUAUACCCGCAUCUGCUUGCCUUGCAGCAACGAGCAUUAUGAGAACGAGCUCAAGGAUUGGGACUACAAAAAGUACUAUUGGAACGAUUUUGAACAGAGUCUGUUACAAGGAGACCCUGCUAUCAACGGCCCAGGUACCGUCUGCUACGAUGUCGUAUUCAAGAUUGCCUCUCUCAACUUAUUGGCGUCUGUGGUCAAGGCCACGCCCGGUAUUCAGUCUGGCUCGGGUCAUUCAGUGCUGGCAGCUUAUGACCGACGCCUUCGAUCGCUCAUGGGCCGUCUGCCCACCUUUAAAACCGAAAACCACGCCUACUUCCUCUCCGAGUUUCUCAAUACUAACCACCUCCAUGUGCACCAUCAUGAGGACACUCCGGGAGACUCGGAUAACGGAGCCACAGCAGCCUUUCCUGGUCUGCGCCUCGAUGAACGUAAGUUCUCUCCCUUGCAGCACAUCAACCCGACCUUUUACUUGGCCUAUCAAGUGCUGUAUAUGGCUGCCAUAAUCCUUCAUCGAAACUCGGCUAUUGAGAAGAUGCCGUAUCUGUUGACCUAUCCCGAGGCCCAAGGUAACGUCUCCACCCCUGCCAUUGUGGAGAACCACCAGGCUCUGAACGAUAUCUUCAACAUGAUGAGCAAGGAGGAUGUCAACCUCAAUGCUCUGCUAGACGAGAGUGUCUACUCCACUCUAGAUUUCAAUGACGACUUCCAUGUGGAUGUGGUCAAUUCCAUCCUCUGUCGUGUCCCUAGCAACAGUGCCUUUGGAACAUGUGAUUGGGCCUCUCACUGUAUUUGGAAGCUGGUCAACUUGACUCUUCCAGACGAGCAGCUGUUGACGAAGCAUCACUCGGUGGAUAUUCUCAAGCAGUUGGAAUCGGCUCUGUUUGCUGACCCCGCCACAACCCAGAGCUACGACUUUGCCGACUUUGACGAUGACCCUCUCGCGCACUCUAGAGGACCUCAACAAAGAACGCAGAUGUUUGCUGGCACAAACAACUAUUCCACAGCGUCUUUGAAUCAUAGUUUGAUCCAGUCAUGGCUUCACAUUUCGCCCUUUACUGGUCUCAUUGUUUCUACUGCCUUCCCCGUGUUGGCUUCAGUUGGAGCCCGUCACCUUGUGCUGGUGACUGCUUGCAAGCACAAGAUGGCCUCUACUGACUCGCAGUUCAUCCAGAGACACGAGACCAUCACCGACAACAUUGUGCGGAAGCUUCGUGACUUGCUGCUCAUUCUGCGAGUCAUUGGAGAGUACUGGGCAUCUUUCCAGAUGCACUACGAUGUUGCCAGUGCCACAUUGGACAAGCUGUUGUCACUGAGUGAAAAGACUUAUUACACUGAUAACAAUCACUUUGACGACUUUAGCGGCAGCAACAGAAGCAGCUGA